AUGCCGACUAACAAGAAGCUACCAAUACAUGUUGACUGGCGUAAGAAGGGUUGUGUUACGUCAGUAAAGGACCAGGGUUCUUGCGGAAGUUGCUGGGCAUUUAGUGCAACCGGCGCAUUGGAGGGACAACAUUUCCUAAAAACUGGAAAGUUGGUGUCACUUUCGGAGCAAAACCUCGUUGACUGUAGCACUGAUUACGGUAACGAAGGAUGCUCCGGUGGCUUAAUGGAUCAGGUAUCCACAAAUUGUUUUCAGGAAUGUAAAAGAACAUGA
Molecule: messenger RNA, 273 nt
Organism: Gongylonema pulchrum
Lineage: Eukaryota; Metazoa; Nematoda; Chromadorea; Rhabditida; Gongylonematidae
Source: the annotation of a GenBank genome assembly